This is a messenger RNA of Paralichthys olivaceus (Japanese flounder), 1649 nucleotides long. The record is from RefSeq and is a predicted model, not a curated record. NCBI's taxonomy places the organism in Eukaryota, Metazoa, Chordata, Actinopteri, Pleuronectiformes, Paralichthyidae.
AAAUGGCAGGAUUACUACAAGUCAGGGAUAAUCCGCUGUCCUGAUGGAGUUUCCAUUCCUGAGCUGCGGGAGGCAUGUGACUACCUCUGCAUUUCCUUCAACUACAGCACCAUCAAGUGCAGAGACCUCAGCGCCCUGAUGCACGAGCUGUCCAACGACGGGGCGCGUCAUCAGUUCGAGUGCUACCUGGAGGAGAUGGUGCUGCCGCUGAUGGUGGCGAGCGCUCAGAGCGGAGAGAGGGAGUGUCACGUGGUGGUGCUGACAGACGACGACGUGGUGGACUGGGACGAGGAGUACCCUCCUCAGAUGGGGGAGGAGUACUCGCAGAUCAUCUACAGCACCAAACUCUACCGCUUCUUCAAAUACAUCGAGAACAGAGACGUGGCCAAAUCAGUUCUGAAAGACCGAGGACUGAAGAAGAUCCGUCUGGGGAUCGAAGGAUAUCCGACCUACAAAGAGAAGGUGAAGCGGCGUCCCGGAGGUCGUCCAGAGGUCAUCUACAACUACGUCCAGCGUCCCUUCAUCCGCAUGUCCUGGGAGAAGGAGGAGGGGAAGAGCCGUCACGUGGACUUCCAGUGCGUCAAGUCCAAGUCCACCACCAACCUGGCCGCGGCCGCCGCAGACAUCCCCCAGGACCAGCUGGUGGUGCUGCACCCUCCGGGGCCGCAGGUGGACGAGCUGGACACUCUGCCGCCCGCCAACGACCCCCACCAGCCGGCGCCCGGGCAGUGGGCGGAGAACAACCCGACCCCUCAGCUAGUGCAGGCGCACGAGGGCCUGAACCAACAGGCUCAGGACAGUCCGAGCCAGGCGGCGCUCAGCCUGGCCCACGGUAACCAGCAGCACGGCAACAGCCACACUCAGGCCACAUACCACUACGAGCCGGACCCCGACUCACCGUCGCCCUCUGCAUGAGACCGGUGCACACCUCCCCCGACCCUCCGCUCCCGUGUUCACACUGUCUCCAACGAGUGUUUUAGUUUACGCAGUUUCACAAAGUUUAGAGUCACAGCGAGAGAAACAGGAAACACCGACACAAACGACAAACUCCUCGUCUCUCGGCUUUGAAUCGCUUGUUGUUUUCAGCGUGAACACAAACGUUGUUCCUUCACCACCCCAUCCCCCMCCCCCCCCCCACCCCCCCAUCACGUUUACGCUCAUCUCUCCUCCCCGGUGGCGAAACACCACUUUGCCUUCUGUCGCAGCCUUUUCUCACACACAGCGUCCGAAUGAACGAGGACGGAUAAAAGCACAUCAGCAGCCUGCUCUCGUCAUUCAGUUCGAUUUCUCUGAGCGGAGGAGAGUCUCAUUCAGUUCACGUUCAAAGACAGAGUACUGUAUUUAGUGUGUGUGUGUGUGUGUUUGUGUGUGUGUUUGUGUGUUUGUGUGUGCGACAGCUGUGAGAUUUCUUUAUAAAGAGUUUUUUUUAAUGGAUGAGGAUUUUUUUUAUGUUUCGCUCCGUCUGUUGUUUGUCUCUGUCUCUUAAAUUUGGUUCCUAGUUUUUGUUGUACUCCUUUUUUUUUCCACUUAUUUAAUAUUACUGUUGUUUUUAAUUUUGCUCUGUAAACUCUGCACAGGUUCAUCAGCUCUGCUGUGAGCUCACAGGAUGUCAGAAAACACGUUUUUCUAAUAAAGAGAAUUCACAACAA